CCAGGAGAGCUGCCCGCUCUUUUUUUCUUUCCCUCCUUCCCCCCUCUCUCACUGCUAUCGAACUCGGCCCCUCCCUUUCUGCCUCUCGCACUCACUCUAUACCUUCCCCCUCCUCCCUCCCUUCGAAAGAACCUUAGCGUUCGGGCCUAACGGAGGAGAAUACCGAGCCUGAGGUGAGCGGGAAAGCCCGCCAGCGUUUUAGAGUAUUUUGGAUGACUUAUACAUUGUAAAAACAUCUGUCAAGCUUAGAUGUGUAUUAUGGUUUAUGGGAAAGACCACAGGGUGAUAAUUGAAAAAGCAAUUUAUGAUUAUUCAGUCAUGGAAGAAGAUGUGGCUGAGCUUGAGUUGCAGACAACAGAGCCACAUGCCUACUUUCACACUGCAGACUCCAGUGGGCCACACAUCAAUGGUAAUGAAAUAAUUGUGGAGAUCCAGGAAACAGUCUUUGUUUCAGACGAUGGGGGAAGAAUGGCAGUGCAAAGCUUUGGCCCAGAUGAUGGUGAAUCUGUGGUGAUUCAGGAUGUUAUUGAGGACGUGGUCAUUGAAGAUGUUCCUUGUGCUGACAUUAUUGAGGGAGCUCGUGUGUCAGAAACAGUCAUCAUACCAGAUCAGGUUCUUGAGGAUGAUGUUUGCCCUGAUGUUGAGGAACAGGUGCUAGAAGAUGAUUCCUUGACUCAUUGCGAGGUCCCAGAAAAUGUGUUGGACUCUGAGCUUGUGCAUGAAACAUUGUCUGUGCCAGAGCCAGAUCGCAUUGUUCAUUCUGUUUCGGAGCAUGUAGUGGAAGAGGAAAUUGCAGAGGAUGGCCUAGGAGAGGAGAUGGUUUCAGAAGAGGUCCUUGUGGCAGACUGUGCCUCAGAAGCCGUAAUUGACGCUAAUGGUAUCCCAGUGCAAGAGCAUGACGGCGAGGAAGUGAACUGUGAUGACUACCUCAUGAUCUCAUUGGAUGAUGCUGAAAAGCUUGAUGAAGAUGGUACAGAGGAAAUUACAAUGGGAGGUGAGGUAGAUGGUGACCCAAAUAAACUGGAUGGUUCCUGUCCUGAAGUCAUCAAGGUGUAUAUCUUUAAGGCAGACCCGGGAGAGGAGGACUUGGGAGGCACGGUAGAUAUUGUAGAAAGCGAGUCUGAGAAUGACCAUGGAGAUGGAUUUUUUGAUCCUCACACAGGAGGAAGACUCCCACGGGAAAAAAUGGUUUAUAUGGCUGUAAAUGACUCUCAAAAUGAAGACAAUGACUUGGAUGUUGCAGAGAUUGCAGAUGAAGUAUACAUGGAAGUGAUUGUUGGAGAGGAAGAUGCCUCUGUUACCCAUGAACAUCAGCUAGAAGAUACUGAACUGAGCAAAACAUUUAUGCCAGUAGCAUGGGCUGCUGCUUAUGGUAAUAACAUGGGUAACUGCGCAGAUAGUGUUGAGCAUAGGAAUGGCACUGCCAGUGCACUUUUGCACAUAGAUGAGUCUGAUGGGCUGGACAGGCUAGCAAAACAGAAACUAAAGAAGAGGAGGAGAGGAGAAAAUAGACAAUACCAAACAGCCAUAAUCAUUGGCCCAGAUGGACAUCCACUUACUGUUUACCCAUGUAUGAUCUGUGGGAAAAAGUUCAAGUCCCGAGGGUUUCUGAAACGACACAUGAAGAACCACCCUGAGCACCUGGCCCGCAAGAAGUAUCGCUGCACAGACUGUGAUUACACAACAAAUAAGAAAGUCAGUCUGCACAACCAUCUGGAAAGUCACAAGUUGACAGCUGCAGUUGUGAAGGUAGAAAAGGAUUUGGAGUGUGAUGAGUGUGGUAAGGUGUUCUUGCACGCUAAUGCUUUGUUUGCCCAUAAGCUGACACACAAAGAGAAGGCUGGCAACAAAAUGCAUCGAUGCAAAUUCUGUGACUAUGAAACAGCAGAGCAGGGAUUGCUCAAUCGGCAUCUUAUGGCUGUGCAUAGCAAGAGCUUUCCACACAUCUGUGUAGAAUGUGGGAAAGGUUUCCGUCACCCAUCUGAGCUGAAAAAGCACAUGCGUACUCAUACUGGGGAGAAGCCCUACCUUUGCCAGUACUGUGACUAUAGGUCAGCUGACUCUUCUAAUUUGAAGACUCAUAUCAAGACCAAGCACAGCAAGGAGAUGCCGUUCAAGUGUGAUAUCUGCCUGCAGACGUUUGCUGACUCAAAAGACCUUCAAGCACACACUAUUAUGCAUCAGGAGAGUAAGAGUCAUCAGUGCUUGCACUGUGAUCAUAAAAGUUCCAACUCCAGUGACCUGAAACGACACAUUAUCUCUGUGCACACCAAGGACUAUCCCCAUAAGUGUGAGGUGUGUGAGAAGGGCUUUCAUCGGCCCUCAGAACUGAAGAAGCAUGAGGCAGCACAUAGGGGGAAAAAGAUGCACCAGUGUAGGCACUGCGAGUUCCAGAUAGCAGACCCAUUUGUACUAAGUCGGCACAUACUGUCAGUCCACACAAAGGAGUUACCGUUUAGGUGUAAACGCUGCCGAAAAGGUUUUAGGCAGCAGAUAGAACUAAAAAAGCACAUGAAGACGCAUAGUGGUAAGAAAGUGUACCAGUGUGAAUACUGUGAGUACAAUACCACAGACGCUUCUGGCUUUAAACGCCAUGUUAUUUCUAUCCACACCAAAGACUAUCCGCACCGCUGUGACUACUGCAAGAAAGGUUUUCGGCGGCCGUCAGAAAAGAACCAGCACACUAUGAAACACCACAAAGAGGCUAGCUUGGUGUGACCUUAUUUAUAGUGGACAUUUUCAAAAUAUUCCCGUUCUUGUAAAGGAUACUGUAAAGUUUUGUUGUGGCAGAUUUUUUUUUUUUUUUUUUUUAAAUAAAUAUUCUGCAGUUUACAUGCUUCUCAAAUAACUAACAUUUUUAUACUGCAGUGACGCUUUCUGUUUAUAGACCUUUGUAGGUUACUCUUCUUUUUUUUUUUUCUAAGCAUUUUUAUCCAGUCAAAAAAUAGUUAAUAUUGAAGAAAGCUGCUAAUUUUUAUCAAGUUUAAGUCCUUUUUAUUCAUUUUUUUUUUCUUCAAAGUUGUAACCUGAGCUUCCUGCUGCUGAAUUAAUCAAACUACAUAAGUUUCAGUCUUUAAAGAGUUGCAUUCCCUAGCAGGAAGGUGGUUUAAAUUAAAUAUACAGAGCUUAAAAACGUAAUUAUAUCCGUGUAUAAAAAGGGUAUUGUACCUUUUCUGCUGAUUGAAAAAUGUGUCUUUAGAAACGUUAACAUUUUGCCAUUUUUUUGAAUACUGAAAGAUGCAGCCUAUCAUUCUUAACAGUAUUAAAAUGCUUGCUACUCUUAUAAAUAAAUAGCAUUUUAAUUUCUGAUACAGAAAUAUGUAGUGCAUAUGGAUAUAAACUUUAUGGUGCCAAUUAGGUUUUUAUGGUAUCAUUUUAACAUGCUUUCAUAAAGAAAGCUUAAUGAAUUUACACUAUAUACAUUUGAGAUUUGUAUUUUAUUAUAAUGAAUGUGUGCCUCAUUCAUCUGUUUACAGGCAGCAUACAACAUUUUAAAGAAGCUUUAAUUAUAUCCAUUCGUAUGCGACAAACAGUUAAUUGCCAGCUAUAGUAUUUUAACUGUUUGGAGAGAGGUAUAUAUUUUUAUUUUUAUUUUACAAAUAUAUAAAUCAAUUUGCAAAAUGCUAUUCAAUAUAAAAAAGUAACUGUUUUAUUAUAUCUAUAAGUAAAGAAUAGUUUUGGCAAUAUUACAAAAAAAAAAUCCAAAUUUGAUUGUGUAAUGUUUGACAGUUUGAAUUUGGUGUGUUUAUAUGAACAUAUUCUUUUUCCGUUCACCUUUCUUAAUAUAGAAGUAUAAUUUAAAGGGAUAUGAAAUCCAAAAAAAGUAUUUUGUUAUUCAGACUUGGCAUAUAAUUUGAAAAAGGUUUCCAAAUGUGAAAUUUUGCUUUGUUUCAAUGGUAUUCUUUGUUGAAAGCUACCUAGGUAGGUGUCUGGAGCAUUACAUGGCAGGAAAUAGUGCUGCCAUCUAGUGCUCAGGAUAAUAUUCGUUAAAAACCGACCACAUAUUGCUCCAGAAACGUUCACGCUCCUGAGCUUUUCAACAAAAGAUACCAAGAGAAAACAGAUAAUUUGCUAAUUAGUAAAUUAGAAAGUUGUUUAAAAUUGCAUGCUUUAUCUGAAUCAUGAAAGAAAAAUAUUUGAUUUAAUAUUCCUUUAGUAAUUACAUAAAAAAUAUGAUAAUGACAAGUCUCUGAGCUUGCAUAUUAAAACUACCUACUAAUAAUUUAGGGCUAGUAAAGAUGAAAUAAUCGAUUUGACUGUUCAAACAUUGUAAAUUGGCUGCAUCACUUUUUUUUUCUUUUUUUUUUUUUCUUUUUUUUUUUGUAUGCUAUCUUGACUAUUACAAAUCCUACUACUCACAUUCCAAAAUGGCCAUGAAUACAUAUUAAUAACAGAGGUGAUGUUGCCAUUAUAUAGAAAAAUACCAGGUAAAUUGAAUUUUGCCCCAAAUCAACAAGACACUGCAUUUGAAUGAGAUUGGAGCAUGUGCAUAUAUUGGUAAUUGUGAUUUUUACUAAUUACAUUUUUUGCUAGCCCUAAUUUUAAGGAGGUCAGUGUACAUUUUCCUAUGCAUUACAUAAGAUUGGUGAAUAAUACAAAUAAAGUUUUUUUGUUUUUUAAUAAUACCUGAUAUGUGCAUUAUAGAGUUACUAUAAUGAAAGGUUAAUGUUUGUUGAUCGCAUUCUGUUCAUUUUUCACAGUAUGGCUAAAACUAGAUUACUUUUAAGCACUGGAUUGUGCUUCUUUCAUUCCUCCCUUACUGAGGAACAAUAUUACUAAACUCUGUCAUUGUGAUAUAUUGGCAAUUCUGCAUAUACUACCAGUCUUUGAAAUACUGUCUGACACAUGAAAUGCUGCUUUGGCAGUUCCAAAGACUGUCAAUGAAAUUUUAAAUUAAUUUUUAAUGUGAGUUUUAACAAGUUAAAAAAUUGGCACUUUUUCUACUGCUUUGUAGAUUGUACUUUGCUGACUACAUCUUUGAAAAUGUACAGUAUAGCUGAAUAUGCUGUUCACUAACUCUGUAGCCAAGUUGCAUACCCAAUUAAUUAACAGGAAACAUAGCUUUGCAAAUACGGGAACCGGCCGUAUAGUGGCACACGUCCUUGUUUGUGUAAGGUGAAAUGUGUUACCAGUGCAAAUGCUUUAUCCUUCUGCCAGUAUUUUGGGAACUUUAGAGACAAAAAAUUAUAUUGUGCAUAUAAACUAUCAAUCUAGCACUAUUUAGACACAAUACAUUUAGAUAAAUACAAAGUUUAAGUUAAAACUGUUUAAAAUAAUAUUGAAAUGAACAUGCAGUGCAUGUUUGUGCACAACAUACUUGAGUAUCAGUUGAUGUUUGGCUUAAAAAGGCCAACUGCAUCUGUUUUGAUGGACUUUGACAUGCUUCCACAGGAAUAUCUGCUAUCUGUUUAUAUUUAUAACUUCUUAAAUGCAAGAAAGAAAGAAAAAAUGUCCAUGGUCCAUAUACAUUAACUGGUUUUAAACUGCAGCCAAGCACCUUUUUGUACAACUGCACCUAUAUUAUACAUUAUUUAUAAUGGCACUUCUUUUUAUAUUCUGUAUACUAUCACACAUUAAUCCAGCUAGAAGGUUCCACUGGGGCAUGCUACUACCACAUUGUAAAAAAAAAAAUUUUUUGUGUGUGUGUAUUCAAAAAUAAUUUCAUAUUGCUCAACCUAUUUAAACACAUGACGAUAUUAAUUUUUACCAUUUUACAAGUAGAAUUGCAACUGAUUUAUUGUUGAAAUAGAGCUGUUCAUUAUUUUAAUGUUCUUUCUACUUACACUCUUACAGAAUAUAUACAGUAUAUAUUCAGGGGGGAAAAGUCCUGGGUUCCUAGAAGUGGUUCUUAGCCUUCUAAUAUAAAUACUUGCCCAUUUUUAGUUGGUUCUGAUUUUUUUUUUUGUAUUUAUUUUGUCCGUCUCUGUAUAUAGAGGUUUGCUUCAGCAUAACUAUAACUAUAAAGUCUGCUUAUGGCUGUUAGCCUCAUGACAACAGAUGUUUUCAACACUACACAGAAUGCUUUUGUUUCCAGAUUCAUUCUUGGAAUUGUGUAUUAGUUGAAACGUGGUAAACCUUUGCAGAUCAGCAUGUACUCCCUUUAGCUGAAAUUGAAAAUAAAAUAACCUCAAGGCAAAUGCUGGUGUUUCAGUGUUCUAGCGUAUAAAAUAUUUAAAAUGCACACUGUAUAUUUUAUCACAUGGACGGGACUAUACAUAUGUACAAUACUUCUUUUUUUUCUUUAAAUCUCAAUAUUAUAUCCUUGACCCUAAGUAAGGACUUGAUAAAGUGAAUUCUGUAAAAUAUGCAUCUGUAAAAAGAGAUUGUAGUAUUUGUUCAUGUAUUUCUUUUAGUUAUUGUGUUCAUAAGACUUUUUUUUCCCUUUGCAAGUGAUAUAAAAUUUGAAUGUUUUGGUUGAAUGUUUUUGAGGUACAAUUUUUUUUUAUACCAGUUACAUAAUGUAAAUUAUUCAUUAGAUAUGCUUUGUAAAAUAUUGUAUUGUCCUAUUAUCUGUACAAUUUUGUAUAAAAAGUAAAGCUGAAUCAAUAGAGGGACGUGAGAUGACCUUGUAAUUGUGUAAUUGAUAAUGUGCAAAAAUAAAGCUCAGAAUAUUUUUCUGUUUA
Messenger RNA from Bombina bombina (fire-bellied toad), 6623 nucleotides. It is a transcript of the gene ZFX, whose product is annotated as zinc finger protein X-linked. Gene Ontology annotation, cellular component: nucleus. The transcript has 9 exons. The coding region runs from base 250 to 2718 and encodes 822 amino acids. The record is from RefSeq and is a predicted model, not a curated record. Gene Ontology annotation, molecular function: metal ion binding; DNA-binding transcription factor activity; RNA polymerase II cis-regulatory region sequence-specific DNA binding. NCBI's taxonomy places the organism in Eukaryota, Metazoa, Chordata, Amphibia, Anura, Bombinatoridae. Gene Ontology annotation, biological process: regulation of transcription by RNA polymerase II.